Ostreobium quekettii is the source of this 449-nucleotide messenger RNA. The record is from the annotation of a GenBank genome assembly. NCBI's taxonomy places the organism in Eukaryota, Viridiplantae, Chlorophyta, Ulvophyceae, Bryopsidales, Ostreobiaceae.
GUGUCCCCUGAAGGGCAAAUGUGCGACCAGAUGUCCAAGCUGCAUGAAUCUAUGAACACGUGCACCAAGGAGCUGACGUACAGUUUGCUGUCUUUCCAAUGGAUGCUUCGCGACAUGAUAAAUUCCGGGAUACAGGGGACCCGCGCGGCCGUCGCGAGACGGGAAAUGGAAUCGAUCCUGGUGAAAGCCAGCAGGCAGUUGGUGUACUCGAUCAACACAACGCUGAACAUCAUUGUCAGGAGGUCGACCAUGGACGUUCUAAAGUCCAUGGCGGUGUUGAAACUGUGCAAGGAUUUGCCGCACGGCUUGAAGCAGAUCCAGAAUUCGUUGCAGGACCUCCCGGAAUCCAUCAACGGGGUCCUCGAAAAGGGGCACGAACAAGAGUACUUCUUCGAGGAAUGGGAGAUGCUGAGGUACAAGGCGACCAAUGUGCCCUGGCGAUCCCAGCG